This is a messenger RNA of Nyctereutes procyonoides (raccoon dog), 1646 nucleotides long. It is a transcript of the gene WDR55, whose product is annotated as WD repeat domain 55. The record is from RefSeq and is a predicted model, not a curated record. Lineage: Eukaryota; Metazoa; Chordata; Mammalia; Carnivora; Canidae. Gene Ontology annotation, molecular function: protein binding. The transcript has 7 exons. Bases 76 to 1233 code for a protein of 385 amino acids.
GGGCCCUCCCCCAGUCCCGUGGGAGGAUUUUGGGCCCACAGCUCAGGUGCGGAGCAGCGUGGCCUCCUCCGGCUUAUGGACCACGGUCGUGCGUGUGAGGAGAGGCCAGCCGAGGAUGGGAGCGACGAGGAGGACCCCGACUCCACGGAAGCCCCGGUCCGCAUCCGAGAAACUCCGGAAGACAUCGUGCUGGAAGCACCGGCCAGCGGGCUGGCGUUCCAUCCGGCCCGCGACCUCCUGGCGGCGGGGGACGUGGACGGGGACGUGUUCGUCUUUUCCUACUCUUGCCAAGAGGGAGAAACGAAGGAGCUCUGGUCCUCAGGUCACCACCUCAAAUCGUGCCGAGCCGUAGUCUUUUCUGAAGAUGGACAGAAACUUGUUACUGUCUCCAAGGACAAAGCCAUCCAUGUACUAGAUGUGGAGCAGGGCCGACUGGAAAGACGCAUUUCCAAGGCUCACGGUGCCCCCAUCAACAGUCUGCUGCUGGUAGAUGAGAAUGUCCUGGUCACUGGGGAUGACACAGGUGGUGUCCGGCUCUGGGACCAGCGGAAGGAGGGCCCCUUAAUGGAUAUGCGGCAGCAUGAGGAAUAUAUUGCUGACAUGGCUCUGGACCCAUCCAAGAAGCUGCUGCUUACAGCCAGUGGGGAUGGCUGCCUUGGUGUCUUCAACAUCAGGCGACGCCGGUUUGAACUGCUCUCAGAGCCUCAGUCUGGAGACCUGACCUCUGUCACUCUCAUGAAAUAUGGGAAGAAGGUGGCCUGUGGCUCCAGUGAAGGUACCAUCUACCUCUUCAACUGGAAUGGCUUUGGGGCCACAAGUGAUCGGUUUGCCCUAAGAGCUGAGUCUAUUGACUGCAUGGUUCCAGUUACAGAGAGCCUGCUGUGUACUGGUUCCACUGAUGGAGUCAUCAGGGCUGUCAAUAUCUUGCCGAACCGAGUGGUGGGCAGUGUGGGCCAGCAUGCUGGGGAGCCUGUGGAGAAGCUGGCCCUCUCCCACUGCACCCACUUCCUGGCCAGCAGUGGCCAUGACCAGCGCCUCAAGUUCUGGAACAUGUCCCAGCUGCGGGCUGUGGUAGUAGAUGACUACCGCCGGCGCAAGAAGAAGGGAGGGCCACUGCAAGCCCUAAGCAGCAAGGCUUGGAGCACUGAGGACUUCUUUGCAGGACUGAGGGAAGAGGGAGAGGAAUCCACAGCUAAGAAGGAAGAGGAGGAGAGUGAGGAUGACAGUGAUUGAGGAAAGAAGCUGACUCUCAAAAUAGGACCUCACUGGGCAAGUCUUACAUCCUGGGCUGGAUACCUAGAGAGGCUCUGAAUUUAAAAUACUCUGCAGUGCACAAAGAUGCAUAGCCAGAGGCUCAAGACUGAGGGCAGUGAUGUGAGGAAGUACUUGCCCUGUGGCAGCUACUCCCUCUACCAGUGUAAGAGAAGCCCACAGCUGGGGCAAGAUAGCACGGACACAGGCGUACACCAACCAGGGGUUUAAUAUAAAUACAAACGGCAGAGAAAAACCCCAAAAUCACACAUACACUGUAACCAGACUGUUAAGUAGUGAAGACAAAAGGCAGAAUUCUGACCCUCUGGCUCAGCCAGCCUCCAAAUAAAAUUAAAGAUUGACAAAUCAGGAAAACGAGAUUGAUGCUAAGCUAU